CUCAGCCACGUGUUCUGCUCUUCUUCUUUUCCCCUGCAGCCGAACAAGGAGCCCAAGCCAUUGACACACCCACCCUCUUGAGAAACGGUAAAAGCUUGAUUUUUUUUCCUUCUUUCUUGUUCAAGAACAAGAUUUAGAACUUAGAAAUCUUUCCCCCUGCAGAAAAUUUCAGAUCUGCUCUGUUCCCUCCCCUCCGUCCGCUGCUCUUGGUUUGUGGGUGUGAAUUCUUCAGGUUUCUAGUAAGGAAACAGCCACUAAUUCCUCUUUUCUCCCUUGAUUUGGCUUGGGUUUACUCUAAUUUCUUUUGGUUUCUCCCAAUUUUCGGUAGAUCCCCUAAGGUCUCCUUCACUUCCCGUCGGUUUCCCCAACCCGCCAGCUCCGAUUUUUCUUGCUGAAUUUCUGGUAUGUGACAGCUCCCUCUAAGUCCCAAAAUUACCCAUUAGUUGCUAAAUUUAUCCAUUAACUGCCGCUCUUGUGCUGUCUGAAUUUUUGCUGAAAUAGGGGAUGGAUUCCGAAUUUUCUGCUCUUUGCCAAAUUUCUGAAAGUUGCAGUUAUUGUUCACGCGUAGUUACUGUUCAUACACUGAAUUUCAAUUAUUUGGAGUAUAAAAUCUCGUGGAAUGCGUAAGUUAUCCAUGUUGAUAUAAAUGGCGUCAUGAUUAGGGGAUAGUCGUGGUGGUGAUUUCUUUUAGAUUCGUGGUAAUAUGGUUAUUAAUCCUGGAAUAUUUUGGUUAGGUUCUUUAUUAUUCUGUCACCCUAGGACUUGGAGUGAAUUUUCUAUGUUAUGCAACUGAGGAAGUGAAACCUGAGGCCUGGUUAACUAGGAGGAGUGACGAGCUAGAAGGCUAGUCAGUAUUUUGGACUUAGAUCCUUUUUGGACUUAAGCCGUUAGCCACACAUGCUUGACAUAGAUGUAAAAUGAUUAAUCAUUUUUUUGUAUACUGAGUUUCCCUUGGUUAUAGCCAUGACUGUCUUAUAAACUUCUGUACAUCUUGACUAUUAAAUUUUGGUAAUGGAAAGCUAGAUAUUAACUGACUUUUUUAUUUAAGUUAUAUAUAUUGGUAAUUAUGAACACAGUGGGUUUCGAGUCUUGUGCAUUUGUGGGACUCAUUUAUGAGUGCACGGCGUCUGUUUCGCUCCUGGUUUUUGGGCAUGACAGUGAUUGUGCAAAUGAUGUCGUUGGGGCCUUAGCAAAUAGCCAGGCCAUUAACGCAGAGUUGGCUGCAGUCUUAAUGGAUUGUAAGGCUUUACUUGUUUGAAAAAUACAAGUUGCAACAUGUGCAGUGAAAGGGGAAAAUGGUUGCACAUGAACUAACACAGAGAGCAGCCUUGGUGGAUGAAGAUGAAUACUGGUUUCGAGAGGUGCUUGAAUAUCUUCUGUCUUUAAUAAAUAAUGAUGUGCGCA
This is a messenger RNA of Rubroshorea leprosula, 1404 nucleotides long. Lineage: Eukaryota; Viridiplantae; Streptophyta; Magnoliopsida; Malvales; Dipterocarpaceae. The record is from the annotation of a GenBank genome assembly.